GCGUGAUGUAUCACUACAGCGGGCAUCACGCCUAUCCCAUCCGAGGCGGGUGAGACACCUCAUAUUUCACCUCAGACGUGAUUCAGUUCGACCAUAUGGGUGCUUUUCCCUGAUUGUCCUCCAGCUGAGUUUUGGCAGGACAGAGUCCUUGUGUCAUAUUUCUCCUCCUUCCCCAUCCUUCCCUCCCUCGGUCGCUCACGGCUCUCCGCCCAUCGGAGUACUGGCAGUGUGUGGCGCACGGCGCGCAGCGUGGACUUGGAGAUGUCUUGGCAUUAUUACGCACGACGACACAAUAAACGCGAGAGCCUCCUUUAGAAGGACGAGGCGCUCUGAGGCUGAACGGGACUGACUGCAAACUUCAGAUCCGAUAGGCUCUUCCUUCGCAGCCUCUUCAAGACGUUUUCCUGAUCUUUUCCCAGUCGGUGGAUGAGACUCAGACUUCCUCUUCGCGGCGGCAGCAGCGGGUCUGGAUGACUUCUCCUCCUCUCGUCCUCCUCGGGUCACGGUGACUAUAGAGGAAUGGGAACGAUAUAAACAGCUCGGGGAGGAAACAAACUCUACAAACAGUCAGGCUAAACAGCGAACCCCAGAUAGGGAGGAUGAUCCCGCCGGCCAACAUGAUUCAGGACGAAAGUGGGGGCAAAGAGGACGAACGGGACCAGAAUGAGACACCCAAAUCCCCGACGGCAAACGCCAGCCAGCAGGAAACCAAGAAUACUGUGAGGCCCGAACAUCACAAGCGCAAGCUGCAGAGGCUCAAGCGCUCGCUGUCCUUCAAGACCAAGAGCAUCCGCAGCAAGAGCGCCGACAACUUCUUCCGAAACAGCAGCGACAACAAGACGGAGCUGCUGUCCGACGUGAGCAGCAGCACGGGCCAUCUCUGCAACAUCGGGAUGGCCCCGCCGCACACCACCAACCUGCCCAUCCCUCCGGUCCCUCCGGCCAUCCCCUGCGCCCCUCCUCCCACGUCGCGCUCCCAGUCGCGCAACCCGCUGCAGGUGGACUCGGCGGGGCACUGCUUCAUGGAGCACAUCUUCAAGAAGCCCACGUUCUGUGACGUCUGCAACCACAUGAUCGUAGGUACAACAGCCAAGCAUGUGGUGUUCCUGGCGGGGAACACGGCGAAGCACGGCCUCCGCUGCAAAGCCUGCAAGAUGAGCCUCCACCACAAGUGUGAGAACGGAGUGGGGCAGCAGCGCUGCAUGGGCAAGCUGCCAAAAGGCUUUCGGCGGUACUACAGCUCCCCGUUACUGAUCCAGGAACAGUACGGCUGCAUUAAGGAAGUCAUGCCGAUCGCCUGUGGCAACAAGGUGGACCCUGUGUACGAGGCCUUGAGGUUCGGGACAUCGCUGGCACAGAAGGCCAAGAGGGCCAGCGGCUCUGAGUCUCCACACAGAAACUCGACCAACGACUUGGAUAAAGUUCCGGAGGAAGUGGUGGCUCACAGCAGCAGGCAGGAGCUGUCGAGAAAACACAGCGAUGAUGUUUUCACAGUCAUCGAGAACGGGACGGAGCAUUACCAUCAGCCAGAGAGUAAACCUGAGGAUUUGCCGCUGGAGCCGAGCCAGCUGCAGAAAGACGUCCUCAAGCUGAACACCUACGUGGCCUUGCACAGCUACACUCCCCAAGACAGCACCGACCUGGAGAUGAGAGCGGGAGACAGAAUCUUAUUGGCCGACGACUCCAACGACGACUGGUGGAAGGGGGUAAUUGAGGACAGGAUCGGUUUCUUCCCAGCAGCCUUUGCUCACCUGGUGCGAGCAGGGGAUCAAGUGUUCAAGUGUAACAGGACGUUCAUCGGCUGUAAGGAGCAAGGCCAGAUCACCCUGAAGGAGGGGCAGAUUUGCGUGAGCAGCGAGGGGGAACGCAGCGGCUUUAUCAGAGUGGCGAGUGGAAAGAAGAGAGGCUUUGUGCCGUGCGACGUCCUGGAAAUCAUCUGAGACGCAAACUCUCGGAGAAAUGAAGAGAGCGGGAGAGGAGGUGAGAGAAAGAAGGAGGGAAGGGAGGAUCCGCCGCCUGGAGGUCAGAGGAGGAGGAAACCGAACUGACAGCAUGGCCAGAAGGAAAGCACUGAGGGAGUUCGCCCCAUCAGAGAGUUGGAGUUUGGAUGUGAAGGUGAUGCUGGUUUUGUCAAUGAGGACUGUGUCGCCUUCCUCACUCCCUGUCCACUCAGAGAUGCUGACACACAGAGGCAGGAGAGCUCUCUUUCACUGGAUUUUAUUUAAUUUAUGGAGCUGAUGUGUGUGGGGUUUUUUUUUCUUUUCUCCUCCGUAGACUUUAUUACACCACGAGCUGUUUAUUUUCUGAACGUGGAACUGCCGGCUGGCUGUUUAAGCCAAAGAAAACGAAACAAACACUCAAUACAGUGAUUAUUUUUCAAGGUUUCAGUACGUACAAUGGCAUUCCUCCUCCUACAGAUAGUUUAGUUUCUCAUGCUUUUACAUUACGUUCAAAGCAAAAGGUUUUUAAGCUUUUAAUACAAAGUAGUCCGCGAUAGGCUCUGAAAUAUCAGAUUGUUUUGGACGACAAAGCGACGAUGAUGUCAGAAGGUGAUGGAAAAACUUUCUUCGAAGCCUCCAGAUCUCCCUUAAGUAUAUUGAGCAGUCACUUCCUGUGUAUCCUCUGCGGUACUCGUACAAUCCCAUGACAGAACUACGCAACAGGUGAGAAACAAGCAGUGCACAUCCGAUGCAUUAAAGUGAUGUGGGCGAGUGUUUUUUUAGAGAAGCCCAACAGAUUCCUCAGAAAGACUAAAGAAAUUCUCAGUGGUCCCUCAGAUAUAUCGCCCUCACACUCCCCAGGUUUCUUAUUCAUUUGCUACCCACGAUUUAACUCAAUGGUGAUUAUUAUACCAUCAUUAGCAUCAAACGCUAUUCCAACCUGUGUUACAGUGGAUACAGAACUGUGCAAACUCCUUGCUGCAAAAUCCUUUUUUAUUUCUCUUAUAAGGCUUUUUUUUUUUCUUCUUUUGGUUGAUUUAUGAACCGAUUCUCUCUCUUUGGUUGUUUUUGUGUUUGUUUUUUUCAAAGAUUUUACAACUUCGUUUACUGUCAAACGGACGUGAAUCAGGAGGCACAACUCCGACAGAAUCAGCGUGGAAAUAGUUUUGUGAACGGAGCUCAUGUGCUCUGCUGGGAAUGUGAACGGAGUGGAACAUGUAAGAAAAUGAUAGUCGUCUGGUUUAAAGGUGAUCCCUCUCGUGGGUUCUGAGCAGCACUUCUCGUACGGAUUCUGCGUACGGAGUGCUUUUUACGGAAAGGGUCUUGCAUCGUAGUAGAUAUAGUAUAUCUCCAAAGGUUUGUUCUGCACUGAAACUUGGCUUUGUCGAAUGUCCAAGAAUUCUAUUAUUGUACAUACUGUACAUACAAGAUUAAAGUUCCUUCUUUAUCACAACAAACAAAAGCACGUCAUGUCUCCUUUUAUUGUGGUUUAAUUGUAUGGAAACACAAGUGUUAAUGUUUCAUCCUUCGCCUGACGUCUUCCAUCUGUCAGAAUGAUUCCUGAGCUUCUAUCAUGGUUCUCUUCCCUCUCGUUUUUAUUA
Molecule: messenger RNA, 3541 nt
Organism: Acanthopagrus latus (yellowfin seabream)
Lineage: Eukaryota; Metazoa; Chordata; Actinopteri; Spariformes; Sparidae
Gene: stac
Product: SH3 and cysteine rich domain
Exons: 13
Coding region: 600-1940 (446 amino acids)
Biological process (GO): positive regulation of protein localization to plasma membrane; skeletal muscle contraction; positive regulation of voltage-gated calcium channel activity
Cellular component (GO): extrinsic component of cytoplasmic side of plasma membrane
Molecular function (GO): transmembrane transporter binding
Source: RefSeq, a predicted model, not a curated record